Molecule: messenger RNA, 1283 nt
Organism: Medicago truncatula (barrel medic)
Lineage: Eukaryota; Viridiplantae; Streptophyta; Magnoliopsida; Fabales; Fabaceae
Product: GDT1-like protein 4
Exons: 12
Coding region: 158-841 (227 amino acids)
Biological process (GO): Golgi calcium ion transport; manganese ion transmembrane transport; Golgi calcium ion homeostasis
Cellular component (GO): Golgi apparatus
Molecular function (GO): calcium ion transmembrane transporter activity; manganese ion transmembrane transporter activity
Source: RefSeq, a predicted model, not a curated record
AUUCAUUCAUAAAUCAUAAAUCAUAAUCAUAUCAAUUCAGUGUUCGUUCGUUCAAUCCCUUAACUGGUAGCAAACAAUUAACACUCAAGCAGAGAGAAGAAGAGAAGAAACAACAACAACUCUCUCUCUCUCUCUCUCUCUCUCUCUCUCUGCAAAUAUGAGCUCAAUUGUUCAGGGUUUUACAAAGUCACUCGCCAUGACCGUUCUCUCUGAGAUCGGUGAUAAGACUUUUUUUGCAGCUGCGAUACUGGCUAUGCGACACCCACGACGCCUUGUCUUAACGGGUUGCCUCGCAGCUUUGAUAGUGAUGACAAUUCUCUCUGUUCUUGUUGGUUGGGCUGCUCCAAAUCUGAUCUCUCGUAGUUGGGCUCAUCACAUCACGACGUUAUUGUUCUUCGGGUUUGGACUUUGGUCCUUGAAAGAGGCUAUAUUUGGAGAAGGGGAAUCAGAGGAGUUGGCUGAAGUUGAAGCUGAAUUGGACAAAGAUUGGAAGGCUAAAAAUGGAGCCACAAAAGAUAGCAAAAAGGUUGAUGAUGCCACAAAAAAACAUAAACGGCCAUUUUUAUCUCAGUUCUUCUCUCCGAUCUUGUUACAGGCAUUUUCUAUCACUUUUUUUGGGGAAUGGGGUGACAAGAGCCAGUUGGCUACCAUAGGUUUAGCUGCAGAUGAAAACCCGUUUGGUGUGGUUCUUGGAGGGAUUCUGGGGCAAGCGUUGUGUACUACUGCUGCUGUUAUUGGAGGGAAGAGUUUAGCAUCUCAGAUUUCUGAAAAAGUGAUUGGACUAUCAGGUGGAAUUCUUUUCAUUGUUUUUGGUAUCCAAUCAUUCCUUUCUCCAGUCUAAUGAUGAAGUCUAUGCUAUUGGUUAGUGAUUAUUCUCAAUGCCUUUCUUUGACAAGAUAUGUUUAAUGAACAUGCUUGUUAUAGUGGUUGAGAUUGGAUGCCAAAAGAGCUUGCCUUUCCACCUUGGGUCAAAAGCUUUCAUUCUUUUCACCCUUUUAAAGAUUUUAUUAUGGUUUAUAAUAAAGAUACCCUUGUAGAACUGAACAGACCCAAAUUUAAUGUAGGAAGUUGAUUGGAUUAUAUUCCUUUUCAACACGUACUUGCAGGAACGGAUUCUCUCACGGGAGAUUUUCACAAAUUUGUAAAUGUUUAUGAAGAGAGUUUUCCCAUGACAAGGUUGUGUGAAAUUUGUCAUGUGAAAAUUAGCAUAAAAGGAUCCAUUUCCAUGUGCCUACACUUAAUUGCUUUAUCUUCAUCUCUCAAUCUUUUGAUGCAUGUGUGAA